AUGCCUUUUGGAAUCAACAAUCCGCUGCCAUCUUCUAUGAGAAGCGAAUGCAAAAAGGCGGGCAAGAUUCUAGCAUCUUUUGUUGAUCCCAGACAAAGCUUUGGUCCGGACAAAAUCAUCCCUCCCUCUAUUCUGGGAAAUGCCAAGGGUCUCGCGGUUCUCACGGUUUUCAAGGCUGGUUUUCUCGGCUCAGGUCGACUAGGCUCCGGUAUUGUUGUCGCUAGACUUGCAGAUGGCUCGUGGUCAGCUCCUUCCGCCAUCGCAACCGCUGGUGGUGGCUUUGGAGGUCAGAUUGGUUUCGAAUUGACCGAUUUCGUCUUCAUUCUCAACGAUGCCGCCGCUGUUCGAUCCUUCUCGCAAGCAGCUUCGGUCACUCUUGGUGGAAACGUCAGUAUCGCCGCCGGUCCGGUCGGUCGCAAUGCGGAAGCGGCAGGCGCAGCUAGCACGAAGGGUGUGGCUGGUAUUUUUGCAUACAGCAAGACGAAAGGACUGUUCGCCGGUGUCAGUCUGGAAGGAAGUGUGCUGAUUGAGAGAAGAGAUGCGAAUGAGAAGAUGUACGGAGGCCGCAUAACGGCAAGACAACUCCUCGAAGGUGGCGUCAGACCACCUCCAGCUGCCGACCCGCUGAUGCGGGUUCUGAACACUCGAGUCUUCUCGGGCGCAGCAUUCUCGGAUAACAUGUACAACGACAUGCCUAUAUACGACGAUCAGCAUGAUGAUCUGGUGUGGGAGGGACGGACAGGAUCGGGCUAUGGGGCUAAUGUCCGCAACAAUCGGUCGUCAACCGUUGGAUCGCGAGACGAUAAUUAUGAGUAUCACGACAAUCCGCGACGAGCGACUACCUGGGAUGAUUACAACUCACCCUCCAGAGAGAACAAUGGGUUCGGCAACAGAAGUCGAUCGAGCACGAUGAAUGAUGAUUAUACAUAUUCCGACAACAAACCCAGCAGACCCACUGCGCCGAAGCCUGUUUUCCGCCAACGCACGGGGUCAAUCGGCCCCAACCAAGCGAUUGCUCUGUUCACGUUCGAGGCUGAGCAAAAGGAUGAUCUCGGCUUUAAAAAGGGCGAUAUCAUCACCAUUACCGAGCGAACGAAAAGUAAAGAGGACUGGUGGAGGGGACGGACUGCAGAUGGCCGAGAAGGCAUGUUCCCUUCAAAUUAUGUCGAGACAGCUUCAUGA
Messenger RNA from Exophiala spinifera, 1182 nucleotides. RefSeq lists its product as uncharacterized. Gene Ontology annotation, molecular function: actin filament binding; phosphatidylinositol binding. The coding region runs from base 1 to 1182 and encodes 393 amino acids. Gene Ontology annotation, cellular component: actin cortical patch. Gene Ontology annotation, biological process: actin cortical patch localization; actin filament bundle assembly. The record is from RefSeq and is a predicted model, not a curated record. Lineage: Eukaryota; Fungi; Ascomycota; Eurotiomycetes; Chaetothyriales; Herpotrichiellaceae. The transcript is spliced from 3 exons.